Messenger RNA from Exserohilum turcica Et28A, 2294 nucleotides. RefSeq lists its product as uncharacterized. Gene Ontology annotation, biological process: retrograde transport, endosome to Golgi. The record is from RefSeq and is a predicted model, not a curated record. The transcript has 6 exons. Bases 77 to 2005 code for a protein of 642 amino acids. NCBI's taxonomy places the organism in Eukaryota, Fungi, Ascomycota, Dothideomycetes, Pleosporales, Pleosporaceae. Gene Ontology annotation, molecular function: phosphatidylinositol binding.
CUUUUCCACCUACGCGCGUACAGGAGCAACAGAGAAAUAACCCUUCGCUUAGCAUUGCCGCCAUCGCACCGGCGCUAUGUGGGACGACGAGGACAACAAUCCCUAUGGAUCCUUUGCCCGCCAUGAUUCCAACGCUUCAGAUAUCCCCGGCCUAGCCUCGCCCACUGCCCUUCCGUAUCGUCCCGCGACUCCACCUUCAGAGCCAUCGUCCCCCGCACUCGACUCGCCCGAGUAUAUCCCCCAGCGGGACAUGAGCGAUGUCGACUACAGUGAGGAUCGCGGAGAGAUUGCAAGCACGGGAGCGCCAAAGAAGGGUGGAUAUGAUGCGCGAGUGGAGCAAUGGCUGUAUGAGCACCGCGACCAGCUUAUCCUGAUUACGGGCGCGGGCAAGGAUGGAGUCAACUACAUACAGUACACCAUCAAUUGCGGCGGUCUCGAGGUCAAGCGCAGAUAUUCCGAGUUCGCAUCACUGCGCGCUGAGUUGGUCAGACUUCAUCCCACCCUUGUUGUACCGCCGAUUCCCGAGAAGCAUACCAUGGCCGACUAUGCCGCGAAACCAACAAAAGCAAAGGAAGAUGCCGGUAUUAUCGAGCUGCGAAAGCGCAUGCUCGCUGUCUUCCUGAACAGGUGCCGGAAGAUGAAGGACAUUCUUGAAGAUGGCGUGUUCUGGAGGUUCCUCGACCCCUACACCAGCUGGGCCGACGUACUCAACAGCCCACCUAUAUCCAGCAUUCCCAAACAGAUCCUCAAAGCACCCCCGCUAGACCCCGCGAACCCUACGCAAGCGCAUAGUUACCUCCCAGUCCCCUCAUCUUCCGCGAAACUCAAGUCUGGCGGCGCGACGUCUAGCUCUGGCACACCAGUGUCGCCUGCGAAUAACGCCGCCCUACCCUCAGCAGCCGCGCAUACCAUGCCAGGUCCCGCAAUUUUUGGUCGUUUCCCUCCCGAGACACGAGAUAUGGCAGAAGAAGAACUGGACCCAUACUUCGUCAGUUUUGAGAAUUCGUCGAAAGAUCUGGAGAACUUGCUACAGGGGCCCAUGGAAAAGGUGAACAGGCGGUUACUCAUGCAUCUCGGGAACUGGGGGGAAGACAUGGCCGAUUUGGGUGCUCGCUUCAACGCCUUCUCGCUAUCGGAACAGACACAAACACUUGCUGCGGCGAUAGAAAAGAUCGGGCAAGCAGUCGACUCGACGUAUAUCGCCACUACCGAACUCUCAUCCUCCCUUAGCGCGAGCUUCUCUGAGCCGAUGCGCGAAAGCGCGCAAUUUGCCGGUGUUGUGCGCUCCAUUCUUCGAUACAGGGUGCUCAAGAGGAUACAAGAGGACAUGACAAAGGACGAAUUGGAAAAGAAACGCAACCUGCUUGAAUCGCUAGAGCGGAGUGAAGCAGAGUCAAAACGGCUGGAACAACAUUUGAGUGGCGUUGGCAUGCCCUCACGAAGUCGUGCAGCGUCACACAGCUCACAACGCAGCAGCAGCGAUGCCGAUCAAUAUAGAAGAGAAGACGAUAGGGUGUCGAUCGACUCUGAUUUUCCCCCGACACAUGGCGAUCCACCGUCGAGCGCUCAAGGCGCUCCUGAUAGCUACUCACCACCAGCCAACGCGCACAAGAAGACGGCGAGUGGAAAUUUCGUGACCAACAAGCUAUUCGGAUCCAUCACGCAUGCGUUUAGAGGCAUGGCGGAUGUAGACCCCGAGAAGACACGGCGGGAUCAGAUUGGCAAGACGAGAGACAGUCUGGUGCAGCUCGAACAAGCACUAGGCGUUGCAGAGAAGGACACCAAGGACGCGAGCGUAGGUGUAAUGAAGGACUUGCGAAGAUUCCAGAGCGAAAAGGAAGAGGAUCUGCGACGGUACAUGAUGGAGUUUGCACAGUGCCACAUUGACUGGGCAAAACGCAACAAGGCGGCGUGGGAAGAGGCCCGCGCCGAAGUGGAAAACAUUGCCCCUCAGCCCGUGGAAGAAUACCCCAGGAGAUCAGACGAGUUUGAGGGCAGAGAGUAGCAGUAGUGGUAAUUGGGUAAUUGGCUAUGUUCACAGGCGUAGUGUGUGUGCAUCAACCACAAUAGCCUAUGUAUUCUUUUUUUUCCGUUUUCUUUUUGAGCUCGGCAUGGACUUGUCUUCUACUUUUUUUCUUCUUCGUCUUUUUUUUCUUACCUCUGGCAUGUGUAAAAUCAUCAUGUCAUUUGGUGAAGAAGGAGAGAGAGAAAAAAAAGGAAAUAAAGAAGACGUGGUCGAAACAGCUGUUGUUGUAGAAAGAGAGAGAGUAUAUAUGUGUGUGUGUAUGGAAUUC